GAUUACGUACGGACUAAUGUCUUUGUUUUUGUAGCGUCUGGGGAAAGCGUUUUUUCGGCGGUUUUUACUUUUAACAUUAACGGCAAUCCUUCGGAAAAAGAUGUCAUAAAGGCAGAAAUGAAAACUGCUCUGACUAAUCUAUAUCAAGGAAGAAUAACGGGUUUCCUCCGAGUGGUCAUCAUAGAAAUAAGAUUUGGGAGUGUGAUUGGAGAUCAUACUGUUGUGACGUCAAGCACCUCAGCGACCCAAGCGAAGAGUGACUUCACCAAGACCCUGACUAACUUGGCCACAGGGGCCCUGAAGGUCACCUACAACAGUACCGAUGUCCCCGUACAGUCCAUGACGGUCACUGAUUCAAACGGGAACUCUCAGACUGUACCUGUCUCUUCGGGUGCAACAGCAUGCCAGGUGUUUAACACCUUUAAUACGUGUCCAAGCGGACAGGAAUGUGGGGAGGAAAAUGGCGUCGUACAAUGCAGACAAAUCCAAAGUGAUGAUACCUACAAGUACAUUGUGGGCUUUGGAGUGGGGAUACCCCUGUUUGUAAUGGCCGUCCUCAUUAUGGUCAUCAUCUGUGUGUACUACCGCAGAAAGAAGUACAAGAAGGGCUCCUUUAGCUCAGAGGAGGAUGAUUUAGAUAGGACAAUGAAUGCAGAGGGUUUCUUUAAGACCGGAAUCCCCACCAAGAUAGACAGUUGGGGACGACGUGGUCCCUAUUCUGUCAGGAACUGGGGCGACGACUCUAGUCUGUCCGACAUGAAUGAGAGGAGGGGGAGGACCGGGGACGGCUUCGAUAACACGUACCGCGGGGGCCGGGAAGUGUACACUUAUGACAAUGGAGCCAAAUCCAAUUUUUCUUGGGAUUUUAUGUAUCAAGCUCUAGAUCCCAACACACAGUAUCAGAUAAAACGGCCCCAGGCUGAGUCUAGGCCACACCCACUUUUUAAAAAAUCGGACCAGUAGACCUCUAGCUGAAAUCCAUAUUCUUCCAAACAUGUGCCAAUAUCCUUAUUCCAAGUAAAUUUUAUUUACCGUCAGGGUCAAAUUUACGUAUAUUUGUUGUCUAGAAUCAUAUGCAAUCUGCAAUGAUUCAUGUAUAGUCUGGUUCUAUUCGUUUGAUGUCUGGAUCACGUUCAUGCGCUGACUGGAUUAGGGUUAUGUGUUUUAUGGAACAGGUUAUGUGUUUUUCGGGACUACGUGUAUAUAUACUAAUGCACAAUCUGGAUCAAAAUACGUACUUUUCUGGAUUAAUAAUUUCAUGUGUCGUCUGGAUCAGCUUCAAGUGGCGUCUGGAUCAGUUUCAUGUGCUGUCUGGAUCAGUUUCAUGUGUCGUCUGGAUUAUUUUCCUGAGCUGUCUGGAUUACUUUAAUGUACAAUCUGGAUUUACUAGCAUGCUGUUUGGAUCAUUUUCUGAACAAGUUCCAUGUUCUGUCUGGAUCAUGUGCAGCUCGGACCAUGUUUAUGCCUUUUGAAUUAAGUUCGUUCCAUUUUCAUAGUAUUCAUGCGGUUUAGGAUUCAUCCUGAUUUUUUUGCGAACAUUUCAUAGAAACUCUACCUGGAUGUGUUCCUAUUGUACUGUGUAGAGAAUGACUUAUGUAUUACUUUAGAAUGAAACUAAUAGAGUUACUUUAGAAUGAAAAGCAUAAUAAUAACAAUCAUGAUUCGAGUGCAAUUUGCUCCUUUUACUUACCUCAGUUCUAAAACACAUGAAUCCAUUUAAAUAAAGCGUAUAACAUAUCAUUAUGGAAAAUGCGUGGUUCAGUAAUCGUAACUGAUGUACAGUAGAACUGUACCUUUGUAGUAUGUGCAUAAUAUGCAUAUUAAUGUUGGAUGCGUGAAGAACGAUUUACCGGUACCAUAACGUCAACACAUGAUCUUCGAUAUUUUAGCUAUUCAUAUUGCCUUCGUAGAUAUAGGUUGUUAUAUAAAUGAGUGAGUCCUCAUACCAGUAUGUUAUAUAUUUAUAUAGAUUGUGAUGUAAUCAAAAACUAUUUAUAUAUUUACACAUAUAUAAAUGCCUAUUGUUGUUCUUUUUUAUCAAAUCUGAUUAUAUAUUUAUAUAUGUUUUAUACAAAUUAAAAAAUAUUUUUAUACAUAUA
This is a messenger RNA of Magallana angulata, 2099 nucleotides long. RefSeq lists its product as uncharacterized. The record is from RefSeq and is a predicted model, not a curated record. The transcript is spliced from 9 exons. NCBI's taxonomy places the organism in Eukaryota, Metazoa, Mollusca, Bivalvia, Ostreida, Ostreidae. The coding region runs from base 118 to 963 and encodes 281 amino acids.